This is a messenger RNA of Callithrix jacchus (white-tufted-ear marmoset), 3379 nucleotides long. RefSeq names its product septin 12 (gene SEPTIN12). The record is from RefSeq and is a predicted model, not a curated record. Lineage: Eukaryota; Metazoa; Chordata; Mammalia; Primates; Cebidae. Gene Ontology annotation, molecular function: GTP binding.
CCAGGCUGGAGUGCAAUGGCGUGAUCUCAGAUUAGCCAGUUAUGGUGUCACAUGCCUGUAAUCCCAGCUAAAGGCUGAAGCAGGAGAAUCACUUGAACCUGGAGGCAGAGGUUGCAGUGAGCCAUAAUGGUGCCAUUGCACUCCAGCCUGGGCAACAGAGCCGGUCUCUACCUCAAAGAAAGAAAAAUCACACAGUGUUACCGUAAGACCCAGUAAUUCUGCUUCUAGGUGAACUGGGGAAAUUACCCAUGAUUAUUGAAAAAGGGCACUCAGGCCAGGUGCAGUGGCUCACACCUGUAAUCCUAGCACUUGGGGAGACCAAGGUGGGUGGAUCACCUGAGAUCAAGAGUUCAAGAACAGCCUGACCAACAUGGCGAAACCCUGUCUCUACUAAAAAUACACAAAUUAGCCAGGCAUGGUGGCAGACUUCUGUAAUCCCAGCUACUCAGGAGGCUGAGGCAGGAGAAUCACUUGAACCUGGGAAGCGGAGGUUACAGUGAGCCAAGAUCCUGCCACUGCACUCCAGCCUGGGUGAUAAGGGUGAAACUCUGUCUCAAAAAAAAAAAAAAAAAAAGGAAGCACUGACAAAUAUACACCACAGAUGAAGCUUAAAAACAGGUUCCAUGAUGGGCUGGGUGCAGUGGCCCAUGCCUAUAAUCCCAGCUGUUUGGGAGGCCGAGGCAGGGCAAUCACCUGAGGUUGGGAGUUCAAGACCAGCCUGACCAACAUGGAGAAAUGCUGUCCCUACUGAAAAGUACAAAAUUAGACCAGGCUCAAUGGCUCAUGCCUGUAAUCUCAGAACUUUGGGAGGUCAAUGUGGGUGGAUCACGAGGUCAGGAGUUAGAGACCAGCCUGGCCAGCAUGGUGAAACCCCAUCUCUACUAAAAAUAAAAAAAUUAGCCGGGCAUGGUGGCAAGGGCCUGUAGCCCUAGCUACUCAGGAGGCUGAGACAGGAUAAUCACUUGAACCCAGGAGGUGGAGGUUGCGGUGAGCUGAGAUCACACCACUGCACUCCAGCCUGAGCGAGAGAGCAAGACUCCAUCUCAAAAAUAAAAUAAAAUUAGCCAGGCGUGGUGGUGCACACCUGUAAUCCAGCUACUUGAGAGGCUGAGGCAGGAGAAUCGAUUGAACCUGGGAGGCAGAGGUUUCAGUGAGCCACGGUUGCACCACUGCCCUUCAGUCUGGACAACAGAGCGAGACUCUGUCUCCAGAACAAAACAAAACAAAAGCUUAUCAGAGAGAUGAUAAGGGAGGGGUGAGGACCAAGGCGGUCUGGAAAGCACAUGACCCAUUUAAAGAGGGCAUCUCAAGUCAGCACGAUAAUCUCUAAGAUACACUGGAAAUCUAGAUAUUUCUGUAAACAAGAAAAGAGGCAGUAGUAAACAAGUUAACAUCUCUGGGCUCCUAGAACGAUGCCAUGUGCAGUCAGGACUGGGUAAAUAUUCGUAAAGCAAUCUCAUAAUUUUUUUGACACUGGCAACUUAAAACACAUGGCACCAAGAAUGGACACAGAUGUCCCGCUAGCCAGCUGUGGGGUCCAGGUUUGCUCGUCCCAGCAGAGGGGUUGAGGGUGUGAGCUUGGAGGUAGAAGCCCAACUGACGUGGGGGCCUCAGGCUCCUGGUUCUACGUGGGGUGGGGAUUGUUGCAUUAUUAGGCUAGGGUCAUUGCAAGGAUUAGAGGGGUAAGAGUUCCUGCUCCUGCUGCAGACAAGCCCCCAGGUGGGGGUGGGGGUCACAGGAAGGAGGGGAUGGAGCUCAGAUUCUUCAGUUAACUGUCACCCUCUCACCUCCCCCGUCACACACACCAGGCCCUGCCAGGACAAGGCAGCUCCUCGGAGCAGACCCCUGUGCACCAGGACCCACAUGCACCAGGAUUCCAGCUAUCUACAGACACCAAUACUGGACUCUACCCAGCCCACCAGGCUUUGCUGGGAGAAGUGACCUGAGGGGCCUGCCUGGGCUGUAGGCAUCUGGAACCCUCGGCCCCCAUGGAGCCCCUGAGGCACUCGCCCUCUCCCUGCUCAUCCUCGAGGCCCUCCAGUCCCAGCACCCCACCCUGCGAGAUGCCUGGUCCCGUGGGUGUCGAGGCUGUGCUGGAACAGCUGAAGAUCAAGGCCAUGAAGAUGGGCUUUGAGUUCAACAUCAUGGUGGUAGGGCAGAGCGGGCUGGGCAAGUCCACCAUGUUGAACACACUGUUCAAGUCCAAAGUGUGGAAGUCAAACCUGCCAGGCCUGAAGGUGCCCAUACCCCAGACGCUGCAGCUGCAUUCAGUGACCCAUGUCAUCGAGGAGAAGGGCGUGAAGCUGAAGCUGACAGUGAUCGACACGCCCGGCUUCGGGGACCAAAUCAACAAUGACAAGUGUGCAGACAAUAUCCCAGAGGGGAAGGGACUCGGAGAGGAGAAAGGAGACCCCUGCCACCAUCAGGCGAGAGUCCUUGGUGGCCCUUUAUUGCAGUUAAUGCUCACCCCUCCCUUACCUGCAAACUGGGACCCCAUCCUGGGCUACAUCAACGAGCAGUAUGAGCGGUACCUGCAGGAGGAGAUCCUCAUCACCCGUCAGCGCCACAUCCCGGACACCCGCGUGCACUGCUGCGUGUACUUUGUGCCACCCACUGGGCACUGCCUGCGGCCCCUGGACAUUGAGUUCCUGCAGCGGCUGUGCCAGACUGUAAAUGUGGUGCCUGUGAUCGCCCGGGCAGACAGCCUGACCAUGGAGGAACGAGAGACCUUCAGGCGCAGGAUCCAGCAGAACCUGAGGACUCACUGCAUUGAGGUCUACCCCCAGAAGUGCUUGGACGAGGACAUCAAUGACAAAAUCCUCAACAGCAAGUUACGGGAGCGAAUCCCCUUUGCUGUGGUAGGAGCUGAUCAACAGCACCUGGUGAACGGGAGGUGUGUCCUGGGCCGGAAGACCAAGUGGGGCGUCAUCGAAGUGGAGAACAUGGCGCACUGUGAGUUUCCUCUCCUGAGAGACCUGCUCAUCCGCUCCCACCUCCAAGACCUGAAGGACAUAACCCACAACGUGCACUACGAGAAUUACCGCAUCAUCAGACUCAAUGAAAGCCACCUGCUGCCCCGAGGGCCAGGCUGGGUGAACUUGGCCCCGGCCUCCCCAGGACAGCUGACCUCCCACCAGCCCUUCAAGAUCUGCAGGGAGGCCCACAAAGAUUCUGAGAAGGAGUUCUGAGCACCGGCUGAUCCCAGGCCUGCGGGGGCUUCCUGAGUCCCCAGUGACCCUCAACACACAUCCGUGUAUCCGAGCAUCUAUUCAAUGUGGACCUUGCUUUUUAUGAGAAGUUGUGCUUUGAAAACAAAAGGCAUUUUGUAAAUGACUUCUUUGAGCUAUCCACAAAUAAAGGGCCGGGUCUCACUCUGUUA